Aspergillus alliaceus is the source of this 1560-nucleotide messenger RNA. RefSeq names its product cytochrome P450. Gene Ontology annotation, molecular function: heme binding; oxidoreductase activity, acting on paired donors, with incorporation or reduction of molecular oxygen; monooxygenase activity. The transcript has 6 exons. The record is from RefSeq and is a predicted model, not a curated record. The coding region runs from base 1 to 1560 and encodes 519 amino acids. Lineage: Eukaryota; Fungi; Ascomycota; Eurotiomycetes; Eurotiales; Aspergillaceae.
AUGGAAGCAGUCACGCUGCUUAGAAGUGUGCCUCUCUUAACUUAUGUGACGGCUGUCCCUACAGCAUGCCUAGCCUACGUGCUGGCUACCUGCAUCUACCGGGUCUGGUUUCAUCCCCUCGCAAAAUACCCAGGUCCUCUGCUAGCUAAAGUGACCAACCUGUACGGAGGGUACUAUGCUUGGAAAGGGGACCUGCACAUCGAUAUGAUGCGCUGUCAUGAGAAAUAUGGUAAUUAUGUACGAUACGCACCAAACCGUGUCCUAUUCAACACCAAUACCGGAUUGAAGGAGAUCUACGCGUUCAGCAAAAGCUUCCAAAAGUCGGCCGCUUACGGUGCUAUGGUCCACCGUGCUCCCAACACGCUCACUCUCAUCGAUAAACGGCAGCACGGCCGCAAGCGCCGCAUCAUCGGGCAGGGUUUUGGAGAUGCCGCCCUGCGCGGCUUCGAAGGGACCACCAUGGACCACGUCCGCAAGUUCUGUGACGCAUUGGCCAAGGAUAUCCCAGACGAAAAACCUGGCGGAUGGUCUCGCCCACAGAACAUGGCGAAGUGGUCAAACUAUCUCACCUUUGACAUCAUGUCCAGCAUCAUAUUCGGAGAAAGCUUUGAUCUCAUCGGCAGUCCCGACAAUAGAGAAAUUGUCCAGUGCAUCGAAGAUUCCAAUGUGCGUACUGGAGUUCUCCUCCAAGCUACCGAGCUAUCCGCGCGCCGUCUUGAUCGACGCCUUUUCCCCGAGGCGAUCAAGGGCCGGAAUGCGUUCAUUGGAUUCGUCAACAAGCUUCUAAAAAAGCGCAUGUCUGCGAAACCCUUGAAGCGCCAUGAUGUGUUUUCUUUCCUGCUGGAUGCGAUCGAUCCGGAGACGCAGCAGGGGUUCACGCCUGCGGAGAUUGGUGCUGAGAGUACCACCAUGAUUGUUGCCGGAUCCGACACAUCCUCCACCGCCAUAGCAUCCACAUUCUUCUACCUCUGCCAUUACCCUGACCGGUACGAAAAGGUCAAGGAGGAGGUUCGCGCCGCCUUUCCCCACGCCGACAAUGUCGCACUCGGGCCCAGCCUGAACAACUGUGUCUACUUGCGCGCGUGCAUCGACGAGAGUCUGCGCAUGUCCCCACCCGCCAGUAGCUCCCUUUGGCGCGAGGUUCUGGACGAGGGGGUCGUGAUCGACGGACAUGUCAUUCCGCGAGGCGCUGAUGUGGGCACCUGCAUCUACGCCAUCCACCACAACGCCGACUACUACCCGCAACCGUAUAAGUAUCGCCCUGAGCGAUGGCUUGACCCGGUGCCGGAGAAGGUGCAGCUGGCGCGGUCGGCAUUCAAUCCGUUCUCCAUUGGGCCGAGAAGCUGUCUGGGGAAAGGGCUAGCAUUGACGGAGUUGAUGUUGACCAUGGCGUACAUGCUGUCGAAGUAUGAUUUCCGAAGUGCUCCGGGAGCGGGCGAGAAGGUCGGGGGUGGGAGUAUGGCCAUGGGAUCUGGAAGACAGCGUGAGAGGGAAUAUCAGCUGUAUGACCAUGUCACGGCCGCGAAGAAUGGACCGAUCGUGCAGGUUCGCGUGCGAUAG